Molecule: messenger RNA, 712 nt
Organism: Volvox carteri f. nagariensis
Lineage: Eukaryota; Viridiplantae; Chlorophyta; Chlorophyceae; Chlamydomonadales; Volvocaceae
Exons: 3
Coding region: 167-712 (181 amino acids)
Source: RefSeq, a predicted model, not a curated record
AAUGUAUCAUGUGUUAAAAAUUAGGGUUGGUGGCCCAUGGGCUACGUAGACCAUUAAUGGAGGCAGCCAAACUUGUCUGUGCUCAUAUAAUUUUUGUUGGCUGCAGGUGAGAUACCUUGCAAUAGAGAAUGUCACCAAUAACGCGUUUCUACCGGGCGAGAUAUUUAUGUUCGGUCCGUCACACAUUCACACGGACAUGGGUGGGGCCCUCCUGGGCGCUUCACGCUGGGGCCCCGCCCAAAAAAGGUGCUCCAAUGCCACAGCACCACAGCAGCUGCGCGUGGUGGUCAUGGUCGUGUUGGUCGCGGUGGUGGUGCUGCUCAUGACAAUGGUGAUGACCACCAUGGCCAGCAGCACAGCAGGGAAUAGAAUAAACAAGCAAAGUGGUAAUGGCACUGCUGCCAGUGCGCACACAAAAAUUCCGCACACAACACACCCUACUGCUGCCGACGGCGUGGUUGUCAAGCUACUACGCCUCACCUAUGCCAUCCUUGCAGCUAUUUGCGGCUGUCUGCGUCCCAAGUUCCGAAUUGUAGCUGCACAAGAUGUUCCGGGGUGGAACCACAGGGCUCAGGUUAUUGCUCACAGACUGCAGCUGGACCCUGCGUGGAUGCAGGAUGCCAACCUGGUCAUCCAAAAUGCGUUGCUGCUUCAGCUUCCCACCUGCUACCGCUAUAGUAAUGAGCAGCAGCAACGCAUUUUUAAUGACUAG